AUGCAUAUGGUUUUUAUAUUUGUAGAUGUGUCUCAAAUACAUAUGAUCAAGAAAUUACAGACAAAAGGAGACAGUGGUAAAGAAGAAAUUUUUCAAAGAGUGGUAUUUGGAAGAGCCGAAAGCCAUGAAAUCGAAGAUUUUUUCCUCAGAAAGAUACGGGAAAAUAUGUAUGAUUUUGAGUGUCUGUGGACAGAUGAUGAAAGAAAUGACAGAGGAACCUCUAUAUCCCAUAACAACAAUCUCACCGAUAGAAGAGCUCAUGAUAGUAGAAGUGAUGCAGGAAAUAAGCCUGUUGAAAGGCAUGGAUCAAGCUUUCAGGAUCAGUUGCAGAUACUUGACUCUGAAGGGACAGUUUCUGAAUGUAGUCAGGUUGUGGCAAAUAUCAACAGUAGCGCCUCAGGUUUACCACCUCAGAGAACUCGUAGUGUCCGUAAAGGCAAUUCUCAUAAACAAGCGAGUGCUGUUAUACAUCCCUCAGAACUGGUACCAGACCAGGAAGCACACAAGAAAAAAUCUUACAGUUGUAAUGAGUGUAACAUAACUUUUCUUCAGGACUCAGAACUCACUAGACAUCAAAGAAUCCAUACAGGAAGAAAAGCAUAUAAAUGUAACAUAUGUUGUAAGACUUUUAAUGAUAAAUCGACCCUUAUAGUUCAUCAGAGAAAUCAUACUGGAGAAAAACCAUAUAAAUGUGAUGUGUGUGGCCACUGCUUUAAACAGCAUACACACCUACAACAUCAUCGGCGAGUUCAUACUGGAGAGAAACCAUAUAAAUGUGAUGUGUGUGGAAAGGCCUUUAGUCGAAAAGCAAGGCGUACAGUUCAUCAGACCCUUCAUACUGGAGAGAAACCGUAUACAUGUGAAGUAUGUGGCCGUGGCUAUACUCGAAAGUCACACCUUGGAAUUCAUUGCAGAGUUCAUACUGGAGAGAAACCAUAUAAAUGUGAUGUGUGUGGAAAGGCCUUUAGUGUAAAUGACAGGCUUGUAGUUCAUCAGAGAGUUCAUACUGGAGAGAAACCAUAUAAAUGUGAUGUGUGUGGAAAGGCCUUUAGUGUAAAUGAAAGGCUUGUAGUUCAUCAGAGAGUUCAUACUGGAGAGAAACCAUAUAAAUGUGAUGUGUGUGGCAAGGCCUUUAGUGUAAAUGUAAGGCUUGUAGUUCAUCGGACAGUUCAUACUGGAGAGAAGCCGUAUACAUGUGAAGUAUGUGGUCGUGGCUAUACUCAAAAGUCAAUAUUUUUAAUUCAUCAGAGAAUUCAUACUGAAGAGAAACCAUAUAAAUGUGAUGUAUGUGGCAAGGCCUUUAGUGUAAAUUCAAGGCUUGUAGUUCAUCAGAGAGUACAUACCGGAGAGAAACCAUAUACAUGUGAUGUGUGUGGAAAGGCCUUUAGUCGAAAAGCAAGGUGUACAGUUCAUCAGACCCUUCAUACUGGAGAGAAACCAUAUACAUGUGAAGUAUGUGGCCGUGGCUAUACUCGAAAGUCAAUACUUGUAAUUCAUUGGAGAAUUCAUACCGGAGAGAAACCAUAUAAAUGUGAUGUAUGUGGCAAGGCCUUUAGUCUAAAUUCAAGGCUUGUAGUUCAUCGGAGAGUACAUACUGGAGAGAAACCAUAUAAAUGUGAUGUGUGUGGCAAAGCCUUUAGUCUAAAUGCAAGGCUUGUAGUUCAUCAGAGAGUUCAUACUGGAGAGAAACCAUAUAAAUGUGAUGUAUGUGGCAAGGCCUUUAGUUUAAAUUCAAGGCUUGUAGUUCAUCGGAGAGUACAUACUGGAGAGAAACCAUUUAAAUGUGAUCUAUGUGGCAAGGCCUUUAGUGUAAAUUCAAGGCUUAUAGUUCAUCGGAGAGUUCAUACUGGAGAGAAACCAUAUAAAUGUGAUGUAUGUGGCAAGGCCUUUAGUCAAAAAGCAAGGUGUACAGUUCAUCAGACCCUUCAUACUGGAGAGAAACCGUAUACAUGUGAAGUAUGUGGCCGUGGCUAUACUCAAAAGUCAAAACUUGUAAUUCAUGGGAGAAUUCAUACCGGAGAGAAGCCCUUUAAAUGUGAUGUGUGUGGCAAGGCCUUUAGUGUAAAUGCAAGGCUUGUAGUUCAUCGGAGAGUUCAUACUGGAGAGAAACCAUAUAAAUGUGAUGUGUGUGGAAAGGCCUUCAGUCAAAAUUCAGGCCUUGUAGUUCAUCAGAGAGUUCAUACUGGAGAGAAACCAUGUAAAUGUGAUGUAUGUGGACAGGCCUUUAGUCGAAAUUCAAUCCUUUCAAUUCAUAAGAGAAUUCAUACUGGAGAGAAACGUUACAAAUGUAACAAUUAG
Messenger RNA from Budorcas taxicolor (takin), 2298 nucleotides. Its product is annotated as zinc finger protein 665-like. Bases 1 to 2298 code for a protein of 765 amino acids. The record is from RefSeq and is a predicted model, not a curated record. The transcript has a single exon. NCBI's taxonomy places the organism in Eukaryota, Metazoa, Chordata, Mammalia, Artiodactyla, Bovidae. Gene Ontology annotation, molecular function: DNA-binding transcription repressor activity, RNA polymerase II-specific. Gene Ontology annotation, biological process: negative regulation of transcription by RNA polymerase II.